Molecule: messenger RNA, 1104 nt
Organism: Gossypium raimondii (Peruvian cotton)
Lineage: Eukaryota; Viridiplantae; Streptophyta; Magnoliopsida; Malvales; Malvaceae
Exons: 3
Coding region: 1-1104 (367 amino acids)
Source: RefSeq, a predicted model, not a curated record
AUGGAAAAAGGGUUUCUUAAUAAGGUGGAAGAUAAUGCGACUGUCCAAACUUGGUCUGAGACAACACAACAAGAGAAAGAUGAUAGUUUGGCCGAGGGAUAUGUGUCAGAUUUCUAUGGAGACCUACCUUACUUGCUCGACGUAAAGGUGGAUAAGCACCUGUUCCGUGCCUUAGCCCAAUUUUGGAACCCUGCUUAUAGCUGUUUCACCUUUGGAAGUGUUGAUUUAGUGCCUACAGUGGAGGAAUACACGGCAUUGCUUCGUUGUUCAAAAAUUCAAGUGGACAAAGCCUAUUCAAGAGCUGCUAAUGUUCCAACCUUUUUGAAGAAAUUGAUGAAUAUUACGGGGAUGAGUGAGCAAUGGGUCGCAGCACGAAUCAAACAAAAGGGAGAUAGUAAGUGUAUUCCUUGGAGGAACCUGAAAGAUUUAAUUCUAGCACACCCGGAUACGAGGAAGAGGGUUGAUGUCUUCACCUUGGGUAUUUACGAUUUAGUUGUCUUUCCUAAAGCUUUGGGACAUAUUGAUGAAGCAGUCACUGACCUUUUUGACCGUCUUGACAAGGGGUUACACGGUUCCGAUAAUUCGCGAAACCUUCAGAUCUCGAAUGAAUGUCAAGAUCACUUUUGGAAGGUGGAUAAGGUUUCUUAUCGGGUUUUUUCUGAAAAUUAUUCGCCCUUGAAAGAAAUAGUGGCAUUACCGAGGAAGGAUAAUAUCUCAGAGGAAAAAUGGAUGGCAACUCUUCAGAAUCUUCAAGAGGGGAAUAUUGAAUGGAGAGCUCCUUGGAUGCUGUCAGAUGAGAUCUUAUAUAGGUGUGGAGAUUUUGACUGGGUCCCUUUACUUGGGAUUUGGGGGGCUAUUGGCUAUGCGCCGUUAUUGGUACUGAGACAGUAUAGGUCAAGGCAGUUCGUACCAACAACCCAUGGAUUAGCUCAGUGUGAAUUCUUGUAUAAGUGUGAUGGUUACAAGAAGAAGAUACGAGAAAUUACUAAUGCUUGGAGGCAGACUCACCGAUUGAAAAGGUUGGCAGUAGGUCCAUCAACGACGCCUGAAUAUAUCGAGUGGCUAAAUAGAAGGAUCAAUGAUAACAUACCUGUACCAGGUUAA